UGCUCUGUGUUGAAUGCGCAUGUGUCCUUGUCUGCUGCUGCUGGUCGAAGUGCGACAUGAAGCUGAAGAACCUUUCCAUAAGGUUGGGGUCCACGCUUGAAGAGGGAGAUGGAGUAACCAUCUCUGGUACUCUUCCCGUUGUUUCUUGAGUAGUCCCGGUCUCUGUCUGCAGUCCUGAGGUGUGCAGACCAGAGUUGCCGUGUUGAGUUUCUUGGCCGCUGGGUGAGCCCGUAGAGACUUUCUUGCCCUUGCUGUCCAUGUCUUGCAAUCAAUGAAGUCGUUGAGUUGAGUUGCAGAAGCUCAACUUCAGAGAAUUCGCCAACCAUGCCACUCCAACGGCGUCCAGUUGCGUGAUCGUUUCCCGCAACCGCAGCGGCUGUCCCACACCUCCCCCCCUCCGUUAGCUUCACACUAACGCGUGAAGAUCCCGAGUUUCCUGGACGCUCCAAGCAGAGCAAGCCCCGCUUGCUUCGCGAACCUAAUUUGUCCCGUUCCAGUGCUCCGCAGCGCCGUAGCGGCUUGUUGGUUUCCGUCUCGUCAAGCAGCUGCUGCUCUCGUUCUGCUAAGACGUCCGCGUCGGCGGAAACGCAGGUCGCGGUUUACCCGUCAGCCAUGCCUGGGGGAGGUGUUUCGGAGGGCUCCAAUGGCGGGUCAUUUGGAAGCAAAGAGGCGGCAGAACUUGUCGCUAGCGUGCGCGAGGUGUUUCGCAGCGGGCGGACGCGGUCGCGCGAGUGGCGAGAGGCGCAGCUGAGGGGGAUCGAACGGCUGAUGAUGGACGAGGAGGAGGCGAUCUUCGCAGCGCUCGCGAAGGACCUCAAGCGAAGCCGAGUCGAGAACGUCCUAUGCGAGACGGUGCAGGUGUACCAGUCGGCCAGGCAGUCUGCCAGCAGUCUCCGCAAGUGGAUGAAGCCAGAGCGGGUGUCCACCAACUUCGUCAACGUGCCGGCGCGCAGUGAGAUCGUCUCAGAGCCCUUUGGAGCCGUGCUCAUCUUCGCUGCCUGGAACAUGCCCUUCUUGCUCUCCUUGGACCCCCUUAUUGGCGCCAUAGCAGCAGGCAACGUGGCGGUGCUCAAGCCGUCUGAGCUGGCGCCAGCGUCAUCCGCCCUGCUGGCAGAGCUGCUGCCACGCUAUGUGGAUAAGGAGGCAGUCCGAGUGGUGCAGGGCGGCGCUGACGUGGCAACCGCCCUGCUGGAGUCCCGAUGGGAUAAGAUAUUUUUCACAGGAGGAGCAGCCAUCGGGCGAAGGGUGCUGGCAGCAGCGGCCAAGCAUCUCACGCCAGUGGCUUUGGAGCUGGGGGGGAAGAACCCCGCUUACAUCGACAGCUCUGCGGAUUUCAAUAUCUGUGUGAAGCGCAUAGCGUUUGGCAUGUGUGUGAAUGCGGGGCAGAGCUGCCUGUCGCCGGACUACGUGCUCGUGGAAGAGUCCGUGGCGGACCAGUUUACCGACCACCUGCGGCGCACCCUGACCUCGUUCUACGGCUCGGAUCCGAAGCAGAGUCCGGACCUGGCGCGCAUCGCCACGCCUGCCAGCUGGGCUCGGUUGCACGCGUUGCUGUCAGACCCGGCCACGAGAGAGCACAUUGUGGUGGGGGGGGAGACGGAUGAGGCGACACGGUACGUAGCGCCCACCAUAAUCCGAGACGUGUCCUUGGACGCCCCAGUUAUGCAGGAGGAGGGCUUUGGGCCCGUCAUCGCCGUCAUCAAGGUGCGAGGGUUGGACGAGGCGAUUGAAAUCAUUGCCGGCCGCCCCAAACCUUUGGCGCUGUACGUGUUCACGACUCAGAGCGCCGUGAUCGACCGCUUUGUCAAGGACACCUCCUCCGGUGCUGUCUGCGUCAACGACACCACCUCCCAUUUCGUAAAUCCAGCGUUGCCAUUCGGUGGGGUGGGAGACAGUGGCAUGGGCAGCUAUCACGGGAAGCAUUCAUUUGACUGCUUCAGCCAUCGCAAGGCGGUCAUGGUGAAAGGCACGCUGCUGGAUUUCCCGGUUCGAUACCCUCCUGGCAGCCUGUUCAACGAGAAGCUCGUGAAAGCACUCAUGAACAUGUGGGUUGUGCAAAUAGUCUUGGUGUUCUUAGGCUUGAAAUAGGUGCCUCCUUAUGCUAGUGAUGUUGUGUACCCUUGUAAAUAGUUGGAAAACUUUUAUGCAGUAGCACACUUGUCGUCCUCAAACGAGGCUGCUCCUGUGGGGUCUGGCAGAUUU
Molecule: messenger RNA, 2202 nt
Organism: Closterium sp. NIES-67
Lineage: Eukaryota; Viridiplantae; Streptophyta; Zygnematophyceae; Desmidiales; Closteriaceae
Source: the annotation of a GenBank genome assembly